AAAAUGUUCAUUACGCGAUAAAUCUAUCCUAUAUUUCGCUCAUGCUGCAGUACCAUCGUUGUGUACAUACUACAAGUCUAAAGGUUAAGCUUUGAGUUCAUUUAACAGUAUUCAUACAAUUGUUAUACAAAAGGAAUUAGAAAUAUGAAAGAAGAAACAUUGAAAGGGUGGCACCUUAUAUGGUGGUUGUUCAAAUUAUUUGGAUUUCCAAUAACUAUUCCAUGGUUAAUAUACCAUUUUGUUGAUAUUAUGCAACAAAAAAGGAGGAGAGCUGCUCUGAGUGGAAAGGUAGUAAUGAUAACUGGAGCCAGUUCAGGUUUGGGAGAAGCACUAGCUCAUGUUUUUUAUGAUUGCGGCUGUAAAAUUAUUUUAGUUUCUAGAAGACAGGAAGAAUUGAAAAGAGUGAAAAAUGAUUUAAUGAAUACUCAUGUAACAGUAACAACUUAUCCACCUAUAAUUAUGGCGAUGGACAUAACUGAUAUGAAUUCUCUUCAAUCUAAAGUAGCAUCGAUAAUAGAAAUUUGUGGGAAAAUUGAUAUAUUGAUUAAUAAUGCUGGUGUAUCUUACAGAGGAGAAGUUGUUAAUACGAGUGUGGAUGUAGAUAUAAAAGUUAUGCUCACAAAUUACUUUGCACAAAUUGCUUUGGCCAAAGCUGUACUUCCAUAUAUGAUAAAGGAGCAGUCUGGUCAUAUAGUAUGUGUAAGUAGUGUACAGGGAAGAAUUUCAAUUCCAUACAGAUCUGCAUAUGGUGCAUCUAAGCACGCGUUACAAGCAUGGUGUGAUAGUUGUCGGGCAGAACUGGCUGAUCAAAACAUAAAAGUUACCAUUGUUAGCCCUGGUUACAUAAAUACUUCUCUUUCUCUUAAUGCAUUAACAGGAACUGGACAGACUUAUGGAGUAAUGGACCAAGCUACACAGGAAGGAUAUUCUUCAGAAUAUGUAGCAAACUUAACUUUGAAAGCAGUAUUAAAGGAGGAGAAAGAUAUUGUAAUAGCACCAUUUAUUCCAAAAUGUGCAAUAUAUUUAAGAACUUUAUGUCCAUCCUUAUAUUUCUGGAUAAUGCAUAAAAGAGCAAGAAAGAUGGCUAAGAACGAGUAGUCUCUUUGCAUUGUUACACUGUACAAAGUAUACUCUAAAUUAUUUUUGUACCGUAUUUUGUUUUAUUUAUAACUUACAAUUGUUUUUUUGUAUUAUUUUACAUUGUUAAUAUACGUUCAAAACGAUUCCAUAUAAUGAUAUUAACAGUAUAUACAUAGGGCGUUUUGUUUUUAAUUAUUUUUCAAAGGGGAAAUAUUUUAGAAAGUAUAAUAAACGAAGUUAUAUUCAAAACUAUAUUUUAUUAUGCCACUUAUUAGUGGAAUAUGUUUACAUUAUAUACACUUUAAUACUACAAAUGUUUCGACAAAAUUAAGACUGAAGCACUCUCAAAUUUUUGUGUCAUCUGUAACUUGAAAAGUUCGUAAAAUAUUGCUGUUUAAUAACAAGUAACUGCGAAAAUUUAGUUUCUAAAUAUAAUAAAAAUUUGAAAAAGUAAAAACAUACAAAUUGGAUGUAUUUACAUAAAUUUUAAAUAAAUAAAAAAUAAAUGCUGGAAAAUGCUGAGCAAUAAAGGCUUUUUAAGUUAUAAAUGACACAUAACAAUAAAUUUAUUUAACACAUCAUUCAUCAAAAGUGAAGCUUAUAGCAUUCCUGAUAUUUUAUUUGUGGUAUGUUACAAUUGUGCAAUCACUGUUGUAUUAUGACAAGUAUUUGGCUACUAACAAUUCAAAUAUUUAAAGUAUAAUAUAUAAUACACAGUGAUUGAUACAAACUUUGUUGUCAUGGCAGGAUUAGUAACUCUUAUAUAUAUUUUCUACUUAUUAAUGAUGUUCUAUAAUGUUUAAUAUACUCUUUUAUAUUAUUAAUAUAAAUUUUAAUCGAUAUAAUAUAUUUAAAGAGGAGCAUAGUACAAACACAUACUUCCAGAUGACUUCAAUGAAGUAUGCAUCUAUAUUGUACAUAAAAUGUAGACAACACACGCUAAUUAUGCAGAUAAAUUUAAUUUUUAAUUUAAUUCUGUCAUAAUAUAUAAACAAAUGUGAUGAAAACAACAAAAAUAUUGUGAAACUUCACUUAAAAUAUUUUUGACUAAUAAACUCCAUUCUCUUCCAUUUUAUACUAAAUUUCUUAAAAACAAAACUGAAUAGAUAAAUGAUAAAAAAACACACAGUUUAAAUAAAUUUGAUACUUUAAUAUGAUUAAAAAAAAAGCUUAUAUAGUACUUAAUCUUUGUAUAAUAAUGGAUAUUUUGUUAACGUUCUAAAUUGCAACGUUUUUAUCUUGCUUGUUACAUAGAUAAACAAUAUUGAUAGUUAUAAAAGAUGUUGCUUAACUUUCAUAUUUCAUCUGAGAUCUUUACUACAGAAAUGCUUAAAGUUUAUUGUAUACAUUGGUAUUCAAUGCAUUAAUUUUGCAGUGUAUAUACAAAUAGAUCUAAAGAUUAUUGAUAUAUUAAUGAAUUGCUAGUCUUUUGAAAAGUUAAUAUAUAUUAGAUUAUGUAACAUUUGUUGUCAUUGUCCAUUCAGGAAUGUUUGUGAUGUUUAUUUUCGAUAUUCCAUAGGUUUCAUAUAUAACAUGAUAAGAAACUUACAUAAUCAAUAAAAGUUAAAUGCUAAUUAAAACAAAUGCCAAAUUAAAGUAAUACACUUCAUGUUUUUUACAUGUAACACAUUUUUUUACGUGAACUCUACUAUUGGGCGAAAAAAUCUACUCAACAUUUUCUGUAGUAUAUCAUAUGCAGUGUAUUCUAUCUACUUUAUUUACAAUCUAAAAAUAUAUAAUUCUAAAUUCAACUUUCCAGGUGAAUAGUUGUAAUUUUGCGUAACUCUAAGAACACUUAUAUCAGUAGUUGUUUCGCGUGAAGUGCGUGAAUAUAAUUGUGUCUUUUUCUGUAUUAAAAUCAACUGCGAGAUGUAAUGAAUAAGAUGGAGA
Megachile rotundata (alfalfa leafcutting bee) is the source of this 2970-nucleotide messenger RNA. RefSeq names its product dehydrogenase/reductase SDR family protein 7-like. Lineage: Eukaryota; Metazoa; Arthropoda; Insecta; Hymenoptera; Megachilidae. The record is from RefSeq and is a predicted model, not a curated record. Gene Ontology annotation, cellular component: membrane.